Eucalyptus grandis is the source of this 1154-nucleotide messenger RNA. Its product is annotated as FACT complex subunit ssrp1-B-like. Bases 47 to 838 code for a protein of 263 amino acids. The record is from RefSeq and is a predicted model, not a curated record. The transcript is spliced from 4 exons. NCBI's taxonomy places the organism in Eukaryota, Viridiplantae, Streptophyta, Magnoliopsida, Myrtales, Myrtaceae.
AAGGGGCAAGUGGGACGAGAUUGUCUCUGCCCUUCAAUUGGAAAGCAUGUCUCCCACGAUAGCUACUCAAGUUCAAAGGCUUUAUGCACAUCUUCUUUACAACUUUGAGCAGUCCAUCGCUAGGACUAAGGGUGCUCCCAAACCGCCAGCAGUCUCAGACUCAUUCUCAGGCCUUAAUUCUUUGAACAGCAAGAGCCCUGCCCUCAAGCGGAACAAUAAGAACAGUUCUCCUGUGCUGAUUGAUUUAGAGGAUCAUCCUGGGGAGAAGAAGCUGCGCACAGAGGCUAUCAAAUUGCCAAUAGAAGAAAAACCGGUUCAGGAGAUGGCAGCGAAGCUUAAGGAGAGCAUGAAAAACCCAAAAUCUCCACUUGCGGCACGGAGUGCAUAUCAGCUCUUCCUCAGCAAGGAAUGCGCUCGGCUAAGAACCCUCCGAGGAGAGAGUCAGGAGGGCCAAAAUAUUCUGAGGGUAGCAAUUGACGCAUGGAGACAACUUACCAAGAAAGAGAAGGAGCCAUUUACUGAGGAAAGUAUAAAGGAUAGGGGAAGGUACGAGCAAGAGAUGGCUGCUUUGGCUGAGCAAGGGAAAAAGCCCGAUAAGAUUACCAAGAAAAAGAAAGCCAUUUUCCAGAAAACGCAAUAUAAGAACGGCAUUCACAAGAAGCACCUCGAUAAUGUCUACAAAGUCGUCAAUCUAAGUCCCUUAGAAGACCCCCUAGUUCUACGUGCAGAUCAAUCUGUGGUUGAAAUAGCCAUGGAGAUGACAAAGAAUGCACCGACAGACCAGCUGCUUCACUUCAACUGGGACGAGUUUUGCGGUUCACUUGAUAUAGCCAAGUAGUUGAACUAAGAAGCAGCAAUCUUUUGGUGGAGUUUGACCUCAGAAUGGGACCGAGGGUGACCUCGUUAGUUCGGCUUCGAGGUCAACAACGAGGUCGACACUUUCUUUUUGCCGAGGUCCCACCUAUUGCCAACUCGGAGUGUGUUUAGUUGAUGAUGGAGAUGCAACUCUCGUGUCCACUUCCUAAGUUGCUCUGUUUCUGUCUUGUUCAUAUGAUGCAUAGGACUAUGUCAAAUAGCUCUGUACAGGUUUGGACAUAUAGAGCCAUCGGAAGGCUUAAAAAUGCAUGGAACAAUGUAAUCUUUGCUUGCAUCAA